AUGGCCGACGACGUUCUCGAUGCUCACAGAGCGAAGGCUGGAGCACGCAUCAGGCGAGCUGCGUAUCGACAGAUUGCUGCAGGACUCGCAGCAUCUCGUAGCCGACUCGAUCAGCGUGAGUUGAAUCACUUUGCAAGCCGAUGCAGACUACAGUUGCAACACUAUCAGAUGUCUUGGUCACUCAAGACAGCUGAUCGGGCAUUUGUCGAGCUCGACAAAUAUUUUGAGGAUGAUAUACUAUGCAAGAUCGUCGUCGCCACACAAUGGGUCGGCAGGCGGUGGCAUGGCACGAUAUCGAACGGCGCAGGAGUAGCUCCGUCCGGCGUGCUCUGCCGCAACUCCGUCAAAGAACGUGGAAUAAUGAAUAGCCUAGAAGUGAACAUCUACUGCAUUGAUCCUCCGUAA
This is a messenger RNA of Zymoseptoria tritici IPO323, 405 nucleotides long. RefSeq lists its product as uncharacterized. Bases 1 to 405 code for a protein of 134 amino acids. The transcript is spliced from 3 exons. Lineage: Eukaryota; Fungi; Ascomycota; Dothideomycetes; Mycosphaerellales; Mycosphaerellaceae. The record is from RefSeq and is a predicted model, not a curated record.